This is a messenger RNA of Penicillium subrubescens, 465 nucleotides long. RefSeq lists its product as uncharacterized. The transcript has 2 exons. The record is from RefSeq and is a predicted model, not a curated record. Lineage: Eukaryota; Fungi; Ascomycota; Eurotiomycetes; Eurotiales; Aspergillaceae. Bases 1 to 465 code for a protein of 154 amino acids.
AUGCUACCUAUUCUGAUCCCGAUCCGCCGACCAAACCCGGUUGUCGCGGGCCUAACUGCCACAACGGGAAGUGCACGUGCCCUGAGGGUAAACGACUACGACAGCGACGAUGACUUCAACCACGAAGAUGGCAACGACGACAGCAACGGCAACGACAACAACGGCAACGACGGCAACGACAACGACGGCAACGAUGACGACUUCCAAGUCUGCAUUCAGGCUCUCAACAACAGACUCUCAGCAAUUCAACCCUCGAUUCAGCGCAGAAUCCAGGUCGAUAGAUAUCAAAGCCUCAUUGAUCAGUGCAUCAGAGACCUUUGUCGUGACGUCGGCGGCCUGGCACAUGCUGUAAAUGCAAUGCAACGCGCACAGGACCAGGAGAUGAUACGGGUCAACGCUGAACUUGCGGAGCUACGAGCUCAACUUGAGAGGGAACUCCGCAACCUUUCCCGCCGCUCAACAUAA